UGCUUGUAGCACUUCCGUAAAGGCAAGCUUCGGAUCGUUUCGCAUAUCACGGAGGAUAAUGAACGGAGCGAUGGCCAUGGCACCAGCUACCCAGAAUAAUGUGGAACCUCAGAACAAGAAACCUAAAGUUGAAGGAAAUGCGUCAGAGUUCUUGCCAGGCCCUAUAUAUGAUCUUAAUCAAAUUGGACAAGUUGUUGCUGGACCCGGAGCCAAAUAUCUUACAUUACCCGGCAUUCUAGGUGCGGGUCUUCCAAAAAUUACGUCUGAACAGCAGGAUACAGUAAAUAGAGCAAAGAAAUAUGCAAUGGAACAAAGCAUCAAAAUGGUUUUAAUGAAGCAAACCCUCGCGCAUCAACAACAGCAAAUGGCUAGUCAACGGAAUCAGGUGCAGAGACAGCAGGCUCUCGCCCUCAUGUGCAGGGUAUAUGUGGGCAGCAUCAGCUUCGAAUUAAAAGAGGACACGAUUAGGCAAGCUUUUUUGCCGUUUGGUCCUAUAAAAUCGAUCAACAUGUCUUGGGAUCCUGUAACGCAGAAGCACAAGGGAUUUGCAUUCGUCGAAUACGAGAUACCUGAAGCAGCACAACUUGCUUUGGAACAAAUGAAUGGUGUCAUGAUUGGUGGACGUAACAUCAAGGUUGUGGGGCGACCAUCGAAUAUGCCCCAAGCUCAAUCCGUUAUAGAUGAAAUUACCGAAGAGAGUAAACACUAUAAUCGUAUUUACAUUGCGUCUAUUCAUCAAGAUUUAACCGAGGAUGAUAUUAAAUCAGUAUUCGAAGCAUUUGGUCCUAUCACGUAUUGUAAAUUAGCGCAAGGAAGUUCACCUCAUCGACACAAAGGCUACGGUUUUAUCGAAUAUGAAACAAUGCAAGCUGCUUUGGAAGCUAUUGCAUCGAUGAAUCUAUUCGACUUGGGUGGACAGUAUUUACGAGUAGGCAGAGCCAUUACACCACCAAAUGCUCUUAUGGGUCCGCCAAGUGGAACUAGUAUGAUGCCUACAGCGGCGGCAGUUGCGGCAGCAGCUGCAACUGCAAAGAUUCAAGCAAUGGAUGCGGUAGCCAGUAAUGCAGUCGCACUUGGUUUGACCAAACUUGGAGCUGCCGCUCCGCCCAUGUUAAACCAAGCUUUGCCUGGUAUAGUAAGACCCACAAUUGCACCUGCGACAAUGAUGGCACCUCCGACUAUAGCAACAGUUACACCUGUUAUACCUCCGCCUGGUAUAGCUAUACCACAAACUUUAACUCGACCUCCGGCGAUAAUUCAACCGAUACCUGGACAGCCAGUUGUUAUACCACCUCCAGCUGUGGUUGCACCUACAAUAGUAGGAACUCCGGUUAUACCAGUUACAACUGCAACAAAUUCCGAUAUAAUGAGGCGGGCACAAGAACAAGCAGCCCAUCAAAAGCAACAAGAAGAAUUACAGAAGAAAUUGUUAGAGGAAACAGAACCACAAACGUUACAGCAACAAGAAAAUAUGUCAAUCAAAGGGCAGAGCGCGCGUCAUCUUGUUAUGCAGAAACUUAUGCGCAAAGUUGAAUCGCGAGUUGUUAUUUUACGAAAUAUGGUAGCCCCAGAAGAUGUAGAUGAAAGUUUACAAGAAGAAAUUCAAGACGAGUGUUCGAAAUUUGGAGUUGUAGAAAGAGUUAUUAUUUAUAAUGAACGACAAUCCGAAGACGACGAAGAUGCAGAAGUUAUCGUAAAAAUUUUUGUUGAAUUCUCCCAGAUGACUGAAGCGGAACGUGCAAGGGAUUCUUUGAAUGGUCGUUAUUUCGGCGGGCGAUUAGUAAAAGGAGAACUAUAUGAUCAAGCUUUAUUUGAUAAUAGUGACUUUUCUGGUUGA
Messenger RNA from Habropoda laboriosa, 1837 nucleotides. It is a transcript of the gene hfp, whose product is annotated as poly(U)-binding-splicing factor half pint. Gene Ontology annotation, molecular function: RNA binding. NCBI's taxonomy places the organism in Eukaryota, Metazoa, Arthropoda, Insecta, Hymenoptera, Apidae. Bases 59 to 1837 code for a protein of 592 amino acids. Gene Ontology annotation, biological process: mRNA splice site recognition; regulation of alternative mRNA splicing, via spliceosome; alternative mRNA splicing, via spliceosome. Gene Ontology annotation, cellular component: catalytic step 2 spliceosome; precatalytic spliceosome. The record is from RefSeq and is a predicted model, not a curated record. The transcript has 11 exons.